AUGUACAUCACGGACUUAUUGUUCAGUUCACCUCGUCUCCGUUUUUCUGAUGCUCAGAAACGGGCAGUGAUCACAUGGGCGAAGGCACUUGGCGCUCCCAAUGUCCCCACCCUUUAUGGCUUGAAGAAAUGCCAUGAUCGCAUUUGUAACCAAGUCGGAAACCCGACUGAGAAGGUGAACACCAAUUCUGGCAAUAUUUUCUAUCUCAAUUCAAUCGCAAAAGCGAUCGCAAAGGACUACGCCAAUCCUCUCACACGCAUGUGUAUGCAGGAUUAUCCCGAAGAUGGUCAAGGCAGUAUGUCCCAGGCUCAUCAUGGCGAGAAGAUGCUCAACCUUCCAGACGGCCUUGCUGUGCCGUCGGUUCGAGUUUGCAAGAAAAUAUACUUCACUGGCGAGCUUCUUCAACAAUCGUCGCAGAGUUACUUCAUCCCCAAACGAUUUUUUCAAGCUUAUCUCCCUGAUGGAGAUGCUGCGCAUCCGGAGCCGGUGAUACUUGCCAUAGGCAAUCCAGUGGCAUUGACUGCGGCCGGUUUCAUUGUUGAUCCCGAACAAAUUAUUGUUGAGGUAUCAACAUUUGCUCGCACCUUUGAAGAAAUUGAAGAGCGUGAAUUUGAAUGCGGCUUUACGGAGUCCUCCCGAUCGUAUGCACAGCACAUGCCCAAUCCUCUUCGCAAGAAGUCAGGAGGGCGUCUUGUUCUGUCGGUGCCACUCAUCAUCUUCAUUGAUGAUGUAUCCGGAAAUGUCUCGAAACAAUGGAACAAACAUCACGUUGUUUAUAUGUCAAAUGCUGCGAUGCCACGUCAGAUGCUUGAAAAGGAGUUUUGCGUCAGGUUUGUGUCUUCGUCACCCCAUGCAUCACCUCUCGAACUCGCAAAGGGUGUCAAGGAUUCAAUAAUUACCGCUGCUGAACAGGGCGUUAUAGCAUGGGAUUGCAAGUAUGAAGAAGAAAUCAUGCUUGUUCCUUAUGGCCUCUUCAAGGCUGGCGAUAACCCGAUGCAGGCAGAAGAGUGCAGUCACGGUGGUCUCAAGUGCAACCUGUUUUGUAGAACCUGCUAUGUCGGUGGGACGAUGGUCGAAAAAUCAACAGACGAAGGAUACUUGAAAAUCUUCGAGUCAGGGAGGCUGCGUGAGCCUGAUGACACUCACAAACAUAUUUAUGAUCAAAUCGUGCUAUCGAAGCUCUCCAGAGGGACUGAAAAGGUGAAGAAUGCAGUCACAUCUUCAGGGAUACGUGAUGCGGCCUCUGCGUCAAUUGUCAAUCAUCUCUUAGUACUCGGCAAAUCUUUGCGCAAAUGGGAAGCCAGAAAACCUGCCCUCAAAGAAGAUGAAGUUCGUGCAACACUGGAAAAGGAAUUCGAAGACCUCCUUUGUGGUCGACCGCUCGAGGAGUUCAUCAACCCCCUGUUGGGAAUGCCCGGAGUUAACAUUCACAGAGAUACACCGACAGAAAUAUUGCAUACUGUUCUUCUUGGCAUCGUCAAAUACUUCUGGGGCCAGACCGUCUUCAUCCUCGAGAAGGCUCAUCUACUCGACACCUUUCGGACUCGCCUCGAGUCCAUCUCCACAAAUGGUCUACAUGCACCAACUCUCGGCGCGGAGUACAUUUGUCACUACAAGGGAAGCUUAAUUGGCAAGCACUUCAAGUCUCUUGCACAGGUAAUGCCAUAUAUUAUCUACGAUCUUGUCCCGAAAACAGUGCUUAACGGCUGGACGGUUAUCGGCGAGGUGGUGGUGUUAUUAUGGCACACGAAAAUUGAUGAUUUGGAAACUUAUUUGGCACAGCUCUCAUGCGCCAUUGAAGACUUUCUGACAAUCAGUGCACAAUGCGCCCCAAGUAUUCUCAUUAGCAAGGCAAAAUUCCACUUUCUCCUACAUAUCCCAAUGUACAUUCGUCGAUUUGGACCUGCGAUUCUCUUUUCCACAGAACACUUUGAAUCCUUUAACCACGUCUUUCGUCUCACAUGCAUUCACAGCAAUCGUCAAGCUCCGAGUCGUGACACUUGCAAUAUGUUUGCUUCGCACGACAUCGUCAAGCAUGUUGUAACUGGCGGUUUCUGGUUUGAUGCUGUGCAGAAGAAAUGGGUUCGCGCUGGUGAUGCUGUGCGGCAGUAUAUUGCUGAUCAUCCAGAACAGCGCCAUUUAUUGGGGCUGAACACCGCAAAUGCAAAAGCUGCAGGUUUCAGACUAGGCAACGCGCGACCUCACAACAUUAUAGAUACAGUUUGGAGCAUUUGUUUGCUCCUCGCAGUAUUGUUGUUUCUACACCGCUUCGUAAUUGCUGAUUCGAUUGUUGCAACAAAUGGAGACACUGUCGCUGUGGGCGGGCAUGUCAUCCUGUCGGAUGAGGCAGAAACUCUACGCAUCGGGAAGAUCAUUGAGAUCCUGGCUCCCGACAGCAAUCACAUGUAUGCAAGUCAUGUUGCGAUCCAGUCUCUUCAGUUUUUACCCACAGUCGACCCAACUCUUCGGGUUCCUCGCAUGCAAACUAUUACCAACCAAGAAGUUAAGUCGCCAGAGCAAAUCCUUUGCGCCGUUAAUAUUCAACAUGACUGUGCUUCGUCACAAUGUGUCGAAACACGAUCCAUACGUGCUCGCCAGGAACGAGAACAGACAACUCGAACAAAACAGAUCAUCAAGCACAAGGAAACAAACAUGUUCCUAUUAAAUGUC
This is a messenger RNA of Suillus plorans, 2670 nucleotides long. RefSeq lists its product as uncharacterized. The transcript is spliced from 10 exons. NCBI's taxonomy places the organism in Eukaryota, Fungi, Basidiomycota, Agaricomycetes, Boletales, Suillaceae. The record is from RefSeq and is a predicted model, not a curated record. The annotation marks the transcript as partial.